Messenger RNA from Vigna unguiculata (cowpea), 1247 nucleotides. RefSeq names its product transcription factor MYB1-like. The record is from RefSeq and is a predicted model, not a curated record. NCBI's taxonomy places the organism in Eukaryota, Viridiplantae, Streptophyta, Magnoliopsida, Fabales, Fabaceae.
UGUGUGAGGAGAAAUGAGAUGAAAUGAAGAUAUGCGACAUGAAUGACGUGUGUAAUCUUCUGUCACUUACUUUCUUACUCAGUUGCGAGACUCAGAUGAAGAUUAAUAAUAAUAAUAAUAAUAAUAAUAAUAAAAUAAUUGGUAUAUAAGUAUGGACACUCCUAAAGACUUGCAAAGUAGCUAGCAGAGAAGCAGAGAAGCAGAAAGAAAAAGAGAGAGAAAAAUGGGGAGAAGCCCUUGUUGUUCAAAGGAGGGUUUGAAUAGAGGUGCUUGGACAGCUGAUGAAGACAAAAUCCUGAGAGAAUACAUUACACUCCAUGGUGAAGGAAGAUGGAGAAACCUUCCCAAAACAGCAGGUUUGAAAAGGUGUGGGAAAAGUUGCAGACUUCGAUGGCUCAAUUAUCUCAGACCUGAUAUUAAGCGAGGCAAUAUUACCUCUGAUGAAGAAGAACUCAUUAUCAGACUCCACAAGCUCCUGGGAAACAGAUGGUCUUUAAUAGCAGGGAGGCUUCCAGGACGAACAGACAAUGAAAUCAAGAAUUAUUGGAACACCAAUUUAGGUAAAAAGGUGAAAGAUGGCCACAAAACCUCAACCUCUUGUCGCACACAGAUCCCCAAUCCUAAACUAGAUUCCCACCUAGUCCGUACAAAAGCCACCAAGUGCACUAAGCUCUUUUUCCCUCACCCAUCAAUGCUGCAACUCCCCGACAACUCCCACCAACAACAAAACCUUGUCGCCGAUGCUGUUAUGACUCACCACCUGGAACUCACUACCACAGAUUUCAACGUCGGAGAUAUCUGUUUUUCUGAUCUUCUCGACUCCGAUUUCACCGAUAUCUGCAACAACGACCUCUUAUUCUCUCCUUCUUCGGACCAACCUUAUCAUCCACUGUGCUCCCAAGAACUUCUCAAGAACUGGACGCAAACCAAUUUCGCAGACCAAACCACUGCUUCAAACAACCUUCAUUCUUUCAUUUCGUUCCUCGACACCACCGAGGAAACACUGGGACAAUCAUAAUAAUGACUUCUAAGUUCUUCGUUUCUUCCCAAUAAAAUUCGUCACUUCAGGUUCCAUGUAUUAAACUCCUAUUGUCAUUCUAUUCCUAGUCAGGAUCACUUUCUUGUAACUAUUUUAAAUAUUCUUUUUACUGUUUAAUUGUUUCACCGGUGUAUAAUACUAGAAAAUUAAACAAUCUCUUUAUAAUAUACACAACAGCUAUCACAUUAAAAAUUUAAUUUUAUGUACA